AAGGUGACUUCUCCCUUUAAGUAUAUGCAAGCCCCACCUUUCCCUUCAACUUCCCCUGCAAGCUGCCUUCACCUAUAAGUAUAAUGCAAACCCCACUUUUCCCUUCACUUCCUCUCUCUCUGCUGCAAUUGAUUCUUGUUUCACUUUUUUGCUUAACCAGCUAAAUGAAGAUGGAUGCUGACAUGAUGUUGAAUGAAAAGCUAAAGAAGAUAGAUGAUGUAAUUACGAAGAAGAAGAUGAUUAUGGACGGACACCCUGUGAUUCCAUUUACACCUGCGGAAAAAAUGAUUGCUUAUGAGUGUGUAUACACUUUGUGCACAAGGAAGCGUAGGGACUCUUGCAGCCUGGUUUAUGAGAAGUAUACGAACUGUUUAAGUGAGAGAAUUCAAGAAAGGGUACUUCCAGUGUUAAUGGACAAACAUGGUACAGAACUUUUAACAGAAAUCACGCGAUUAUGGCUGGAGUAUAAGGAAUUUGCAAGCUUUUUGUCAAAAACCUUUGCAGACCUGGAUUAUUUCUACAUUCGUAGGAAAAGACAUCCAUCACUUGCUGACUUCAUGAGAUAUUACUUCUGCAAUUUGGUCUGUGAUGAGCUAUUCAGUAAAUUGCAGGAAGCAAUGAUGAGGCUGAUCAUUCAAGAGCGUGAAGGGGGGCAGAUUGAUCGGAACCUACUAAAGAAGGUACUUGAUUUCUUUUUAGGGGCUGGAGGGAAUGGAACCACCGACUAUUAUGAAAAACUUGAGCAGAUAAUGCUAGCAGAAGCUGCUGCUUACUACUCUCAGCUAUCUUUGGAGUGGUGGUUUUGGGGUGAUUCCUUUUCCAAUUACCUGCGGAAGGUUGAUCGGUGCUUGAACCAGGAGGAAGCCAGAGCAGAGUUCUACCUAUCCCAGACCACCAAAACAAAAUUACUGGAUGUAAUGAAAUAUGUUUUGCUGGAAAGAAAUGCAAAGAAGUGGGCUCAGAAGCAAAACGCCGAGGGGAUGGAAGCUGAAGAUCAGGAGCUGUUAUCCAAAUAUGCUAGCUUGAAGCUUGAAUAGUAGGAUAGCUCUGCUGCCAUUGUUGCCAGCAUCGCAUGAGUGAUGUCUGCGCCUUGGAGCUUUACAAAGGAAGCCGAAAUCCACAGCUAGUGGCAUUUCAGGGUGGUGUAUAUAGGACUAUGAAAUCCUUUAAACUAGUAUACUAUCGUUUUAUUAAAAUAUUCAGCAUGAAUUGCAUAUGAUCUGUAAUCCAACUCUCCUAAGUUCGACAGUGAAGUUAGUUAAAUGGUUUAACUUAUCUAUUUAUAAUAUUUGAAUUUAUACUUCA
This is a messenger RNA of Populus trichocarpa (black cottonwood), 1305 nucleotides long. RefSeq names its product cullin-1-like. Gene Ontology annotation, cellular component: cullin-RING ubiquitin ligase complex. The coding region runs from base 165 to 1037 and encodes 290 amino acids. Lineage: Eukaryota; Viridiplantae; Streptophyta; Magnoliopsida; Malpighiales; Salicaceae. The transcript is spliced from 9 exons. Gene Ontology annotation, molecular function: ubiquitin protein ligase binding. Gene Ontology annotation, biological process: protein ubiquitination; ubiquitin-dependent protein catabolic process. The record is from RefSeq and is a predicted model, not a curated record.